AUGGGGGAACCUGCGUCUACCUCUUUUCCAAGCCAGCCUCUCCUGGGGAGGCUCCAGAGUAAUCCGAUGCCCCUGGCUUUGCAGAAGAAACGGCAAAUGCAAAUGGGCAAAGCCAGGCGGAGGCGUGCUGCCCGUUCUGUCCUCCCUGUGAGGCUGACAAGUUGCAUAUUCCAGAGGCCGGUGACCAUAAUAAGAGCCCAUCCUGCCAAUGCUGUCAUGGACAUGCAAGGGCUGGAGGGCUUGGGGACGCUCCCGCAAUGCUGGGCCUUCAGGAGGCUGCAGGGCCUCCAGCCCUACGGCAGCCAAGGAGAAGCUUCAACCCUACUGACUUUAGAAAAUAUCUUGAAGGUAGUUUCACCGGGAAUUACAGGGGGAUUCCUCGACGAAGCUGGAGCUGAGGGCCUGCAAAGCCACCCUCAGCCCAGCCCUGGCCAGAGGUCAGCUAAGGCAGCAAGGACCCCCAGAGUGGGACAUCGUCUGUCAACUCCCCCCUCCAGCCAAGAGGUGACGGAUGCAGACAUCCGGAGACAGGCCCGCAGAGUGAAGAAAGCCAGGCGGAGACUGGCCCAGGCCUUGAGGGCGCACAGGCUGGCCAGGGAAGCAGAGAGUCAGAGCCUGGAAGGAAACGCCAAGAAGUGGAGGAGGAAGAGG
This is a messenger RNA of Carlito syrichta (Philippine tarsier), 651 nucleotides long. Its product is annotated as putative methyl-CpG-binding domain protein 3-like 3. The transcript is spliced from 2 exons. NCBI's taxonomy places the organism in Eukaryota, Metazoa, Chordata, Mammalia, Primates, Tarsiidae. The record is from RefSeq and is a predicted model, not a curated record. The annotation marks the transcript as partial.